Molecule: messenger RNA, 800 nt
Organism: Mustela lutreola (European mink)
Lineage: Eukaryota; Metazoa; Chordata; Mammalia; Carnivora; Mustelidae
Product: histone H2B type 1-K
Exons: 2
Coding region: 92-472 (126 amino acids)
Cellular component (GO): nucleosome
Molecular function (GO): DNA binding; structural constituent of chromatin; protein heterodimerization activity
Source: RefSeq, a predicted model, not a curated record
UUGUUUAAGAAGCCGUGGAUAAAGAGGACACGCACAGCCUCAUACUCAUUCUUCCUGUUAUUUCCUGGUUCUUCAACAGUUACUUUCGGCCAUGCCUGAGCCAGCCAAGUCGGCGCCGGCCCCGAAGAAGGGCUCCAAGAAGGCGGUGACCAAGGCGCAGAAGAAGGACGGCAAGAAGCGCAAGCGCAGCCGCAAGGAGAGCUACUCGGUGUACGUGUACAAGGUGCUGAAGCAGGUGCACCCCGACACCGGCAUCUCGUCCAAGGCCAUGGGCAUCAUGAACUCGUUCGUCAACGACAUCUUCGAGCGCAUCGCGGGCGAGGCGUCCCGCCUGGCGCACUACAACAAGCGCUCGACCAUCACGUCCAGGGAGAUCCAGACGGCCGUGCGCCUGCUGCUGCCCGGGGAGCUGGCCAAGCACGCCGUGUCCGAGGGCACCAAGGCCGUCACCAAGUACACCAGCGCCAAGUGAGCCCGCCGGCUGCAAGAGCAAUCGGUCUUGCACCUGUCUUUCUGAGGUCAGCAUCCCAUCCAGAGCAAGCGUCCGUCCUGGUUCUCUGGGAGUUCUGUGUGUACACAGGAAAGAUCCACCUCCAGCAGCGUUAUAGACCAAGCCUCAAAGAGCUUCCUGAGAAACUCACUGGUGCUCUCUGGUUCACUGAAACUUCAUUUCAGGAGAGUAAAUUUCAUUGACAGUCACCACUGGGAACACAAAGUGAUUCGUAAGGAAUUCUCAAAUGCUGCUGUGUAUCAGCUUCUGCCAAAGGCCUCCCCAGCCGUACCCACAACACUAUGGUUAC